Messenger RNA from Zea mays, 1343 nucleotides. RefSeq lists its product as uncharacterized. The record is from RefSeq and is marked provisional. The transcript has a single exon. Bases 702 to 1115 code for a protein of 137 amino acids. Lineage: Eukaryota; Viridiplantae; Streptophyta; Magnoliopsida; Poales; Poaceae.
GUCAAUCGUGGGUUCCCAUGCUCUCUCGUGUGCCCAUGUGUCUUAUCUGGAGGCUUCUAGGUGACACUUCUUUCCUCCUCACAUCCUCUCUCUCCAUCCUGACUCACGCUCCCUCCCCAAGCAUCCGUGCCCACCCACGGCUCUGGCGACAGUGGCCACCGUUUUGGACUCUGGAUCCGGCCGCCAUCGCUGCAACGGUCUAGGUAAGCGGCUAAUCUGCUCCGUUGUGCCCUGCUCUGCUCCUAGUCCUAGCGACGCAAGGGUUUUGGUUCAGUUUUUUUCCCUAGGGAAAAGCGAAGUGCAUGAAAUACAAAGAUUUGCUUUGGGAUUUUUUGGGGGCACUGCUAGUGUGUGUCAUGGCAUUGGAACGGAGCAAAAAGUGAGGGUUUGGUUUGGUAUUUUUGGAGCACUCCUGACUUAGUGUAUGUGUCGUGGUAUUUUAUUUCAAGAUCAAUCUAUUUGGUCCCCUAUUUUCUCAUGUCGGCUAAACAUUUUCCCAUUCUUGAUUUACAACAUUAUUUCAGUGCAGUUUUAUUAACUCCUUUUUUUCCUUUAGCAUGUCUUCAUUUAGUUUCUUAUUAUGCCCAUCCUUUUAUUUUUGACUAUGAAGCAGGCUUUCUGGAAUCACAUUUCUUGAGAACUAUCUGUUGGAGAGCUAAACUAGGCUCUUGUUCAUAUUAUGGAUCAGCAAGCUAAGAUUGAUGCUGAUUUUUUUUGAACCAACUGUACUCUUAGAUGAGACACAUUACCAGGAGGGGUACAGAAAUGGCUAUAAUGAUGGUUUGGCAUCUGGAAAUGAAGAGGGGAGGCAGGUUGGUUUAAAGAUGGGUUUCCAGGUCGGUGAAGAACUGGGUUUCUUUCAGGGCUGUCUGGAUGUGUGGACGUCUGCAAUUCUCAUUGAUCAGAAUGCCUUCACAGCUCGGGUCAUGAAGAAUAUCGAGCAACUGGCUGCAUUGGUGGGCAGCUAUCCGCUGUCCGAUCCGGAGAAUGAACAAAUUCAAGACGUGAUGGAGAAGAUAAGGCUGAAAUUCAGGGUCAUCACUGCAAGCUUAGGGGUGAAGUUAGAGUAUGAAGGGCACCCCAAAUCAUCUAAACAGGAUGUUGAGGAUCUGUGAGCGGUGAUUGAAAUUACAUUUUAGUUUCUCCGCCCUUGCUGUUUAAAGCUCUUCAACUUAUUGGCAUCAUGAGGAACUGCCGUGAGACAUCAAUGGUCAGAGUCCGACCAUAACCACAUAUAUAGUUUUAACAAUGUCUCAAGUUUUGUGUUAUUACCUGUUGUCUGUUGUCUGUCAUAUGUAAUAGUUUCCUUUCAGAAGGCAAAAGCACUUCCUUCCUAUUUUCUU